Molecule: messenger RNA, 444 nt
Organism: Malus domestica (apple)
Lineage: Eukaryota; Viridiplantae; Streptophyta; Magnoliopsida; Rosales; Rosaceae
Source: RefSeq, a predicted model, not a curated record
AUGUCGAACUUGAACAAGCUUGAUUUCAUCGCUUUGGAAGUAUUUGGAAGAAACUACCCAAAGUGGGUUCAAGACAUGAAGCUCCAUCUUACUGUAAAGAGUCUUCGAGCCACCAUCAAGGAACCUACCGACGACCUAGUCGACGAAGCUCAGAAAGCUAAUGCUAUGAUCUUUAUUCGAAGACACAUCCAUGAUGCACUGCAGACCGAGUAUCUUGCUAAGAAGGACCCACACACCCUUUGGAUUGCUUUGGCCGAUCACUUCGAUCACCAGAAAAACAUUUACUUGCCUGAAGCAAGAUACGACUGGCAACAUUUAUGCUUCCAAGACUUUAAGUCUAUAAAUGAAUACAACUAUGAAGUUUGUAGAAUCCGAUCACUGCUUAAGUUCUGUGAAGAGGACUUAACCGAAGAGGACCUCCUGGAUAGACCCGCCAAUUUCUGA